AUGGCCUCCGAUGCGGCCGGCUCACGAGUCGACCUCUGCGACUCGACCAUGACAGUCCCCUCCGACUCGGAAAAUUACUCGGCAAACAACGAGAUGUCGUCUUCUCCUCCGUCGACCUCUAGCUCACCCAUGAUCCUCUACCAUCCCCCGAAUCUCUGGGGCAUACUCCGCGGCGCGGCUAUCAAUUUGUUCCUCCCCUUCGUGAACGGCUUGAUGCUAGGAUUUGGUGAGCUGUUUGCUCACGAAGCGGCCUUCCGUCUAGGAUGGUCAAACACUAAGAUUUUCCCGAUGUAUCGUCGGUCCCAUCCCGUGGGCCCCGGAGUGGACAUUCGAGAGCUCCCUUCCGAGCAGAGACGGGUGACCUCCGCAGCUGGUAUCAACGACACCGCCUCUCUUGAGUAG
Molecule: messenger RNA, 402 nt
Organism: Penicillium maclennaniae
Lineage: Eukaryota; Fungi; Ascomycota; Eurotiomycetes; Eurotiales; Aspergillaceae
Product: TOM13-domain-containing protein
Exons: 2
Coding region: 1-402 (133 amino acids)
Biological process (GO): mitochondrial outer membrane translocase complex assembly; protein insertion into mitochondrial outer membrane
Cellular component (GO): mitochondrial outer membrane
Source: RefSeq, a predicted model, not a curated record